AUGUCGUCAUGGUCACAAUCAUCCUCGUCUUUAUCUGUACAUAACAGUACUGCUCCUUUAUUGGACUUUGAUCUUCAGGAAAAGAUUCUUCUUCCUCAUGCUACCGAGUUAAACAAUGAAAAUGUUUACACUUUGAUGCGGAAGUUAAGUGAAAAUGAAACCCAAAAUACUAAUCUCAGGAGAAAACUACUUGAAAGGGAGAACCACAUUAAAGAACUUGCAUCCAAGCUUCAGCUUGAAAAAGUCAAUGUACAGAAAGAAGACCAGUUGUCAAGAUCACUAAGGGCAAUACAAGCACACCUGCAAUCUCAGAUUCAAAGAAAAGAAGUGGAAAAUGAUCGAUUAAAAGCAAAAAUACAGAUUCUAGAAAAGAAAAUAGCAGAGUGGAAACUUCAAGUUGCUGAAUACAAACACCAGAUUUUAGCCAUAAGGGAAACAAGUGGGCAAAAAAAGAGUGUUCUGGAAAAAGUAAUCAGAUUCCAGAAACAAAGAGCUGAAUACUUUGAAGCAACUGUGGAAAAUUUAAUCUCCGUCAUAAAGGAACGUGAAAUAAAGCUGUCUGACAUACUGUCAGCUUCUGAUGUCUGGAAAAAACAGCAUAAAAGCAUAGUUGAAGAAAUUACAAUGUUAAACAUUCAAACAGAAGAUCUUAAGAAGCAGAUCACAAGCCUUUUGGAAGACCUGAAAAGAGAGGAGGAAUGGAAAAGAAAGUCAGAUGAGGAAAUUCUUGAAAAGCUAAAUUCUAUUAACUCUGAAAAUGAAAGUAUUUACCUUGAAAAUGAAAAAAUAAAGGCUUCCCUUGUUGCACUGGAAAGCAGUACUGCUUCUGCUGAAAAGGAGCUGCUGAAUCUGCAAGAAAAGGCAAUAUGGCAGGAAAACCUUGUUCAACAGUACAAAAAUCAGGUACAAAAAUUACAGACAGCAUUAGAAGAACUGAAAUCUAGAUAUGAAACAGUCUUAAAUGAAAACAAAAGAAUAACAGCAAACAAAUGCUUAGAAGUAAAUAAGGUGAGGGUCAAAACAGAGGCUGAGUUAAAGGAGUUAGAACAUGCUUGUGACUUGCUGAAAGCAGCUGAGGAAAAGCAGCAAGAAUAUCAGGAAAAGCUCACGUACUGGGAAAGGGAAAGGAUCCGUGCACAAAAAUGCAGAUUCCUUAGGGAGCUGCGGGUUCAGGAGGAAGACAGUGUAACUUCUGUGGGCAGCCAUUCCUUAGAGGAAGAAAACCAUAGCAUUCACAAGAAAUGCGAAGAUCUUAGAAGGCAAUUAGAAAAGAUGGAAUUUCAAAAUGAAGAACUUGCUUGUCAGCUCAAAAAAGAAGAUGAGAGUCUUCAAUGCAGUAAAUUGCAGCUCGAAGAGAAAAUUGCAGAAUAUAAUGGAUUAACCAGACAACUGCAAUCUGCUUUGGAAGAUGGGAGAAAAAUGGUAGCUGAAGAACUGGAAAAGAUGUCACACAAAGAACAAGCCCUUCAGACAAAAAUGCUAAUUCUUGAAACUGAAGUGAGAAAGGGGCAAGAAGAGAAAAAAGAACUCCUCCGCAUAUUUCAACAUAAUGAAAAAUGCCAUGAAGUACAUCUAAAAGAGCUGGAAAACAGCCUACAGAAGUCUGAGAACAAGAACCAGAGCAUGCAGAAUUAUGUGAAGUUUUUGAAAGCUUCAUAUAUAACAAUGUUUGGCUGA
Molecule: messenger RNA, 1677 nt
Organism: Indicator indicator
Lineage: Eukaryota; Metazoa; Chordata; Aves; Piciformes; Indicatoridae
Gene: ODF2L
Product: outer dense fiber of sperm tails 2 like
Exons: 14
Coding region: 1-1677 (558 amino acids)
Biological process (GO): negative regulation of cilium assembly
Cellular component (GO): centrosome; ciliary basal body
Source: RefSeq, a predicted model, not a curated record